AUGGUAACGUUGGAAAUAGGGGGAACAGAUGUUGAAUUUCUUGUAGACACUGGAGCGGCCCAUUCAGUCCUCAAAGCUCCCCUCGGGGCACUUUCUUCCAUGAAAUCCACUAUUACUGGGGCCACCGGACAGCCUGCCUCUUAUCCUUGGACAACAUCACGAACCGUAAACCUGGGAAAAGGUACUGUGACCCACUCUUUUUUGGUUAUUCCUGAGUGCCCCUAUCCUUUGCUGGGAAGAGAUCUGCUGAGAAAAUUAGGAGCUGUCAUUUCUUUCAAUCAUGAAGAGGGAAAUUUAGAACUCAAGUCGCCACCCACUAUCAUGGUAACAGUCCCUUUAGAGGAAGAAUUCAAACUAAUUGGAGAAGAGGGAAAAUCUCCAGAACAAAAAUGGAACUAUCUGCGGGAAAAGUUUCCCCAGGUGUGGGCUGAAACAAACUUGCCAGGGCUAGCAAAGCACCAAGUCCCGAUAGUAGUUCAAGUGAGGGCAACUGCCUCCCCUGUGCGAGUGCGACAAUACCCUCUCCGUCUGGAGGCUAAGAUAAAGAUAUCCCAACACAUACACUGACUUCUGAAAGCUGGGAUAUUGAUUCCAUGUCAGUCAGCCUGGAACACACCGUUACUGCCUGUAAGAAAGCCUGGAACUUCAGACUACAGGCCGGUACAGGACUUGCGGGAGGUAAACAGCCGGGUAGAGACCAUUCACCCAACGGUACCUAACCCUUACACCCUGUUGAGCCUCAUCCCGCCUGUGCAUAUAUGGUACUCAGUCCUCGAUCUCAAAGAUGCAUUUUUCAGCCUGCCCCUGGCUCCAGUGAGCCAACCACUCUUUGCCUUUGAGUGGACCGACCCGGACACUGGGACUACUGGACAAUUGACAUGGACUCGGUUGCCACAAGGCUUCAAGAACUCCCCUACACUGUUUGGGGAAGCUCUGAGCAAGGACCUACAAGAGGUAAGAGAGGCUUUUCCCUUUGCAACUAUUCUCCAGUAUGUAGAUGACCUCUUGGUGGCGACCUCAACCGAGAAAGAAUGUCUCACGGACACUGAAGGCCUCUUGGAAGCUCUACAAGAUCUGGGAUAUCGAGUGUCCUGGAAGAAAGCCCAGCUCUGCCAGACCAAGGUAACUUACUUGGGUUAUAUUCUUGAAAAAGGAGAACGAAAGUUAGCUGAAUCCAGGGUGUCAGCGAUCCUUCAGAUUCCCGUGCCCUGCUCAAAGAAGCAGGUGCGCGAGUUCCUGGGGGCCAUAGGAUAUUGCAGAAUCUGGAUACCUAGCUUUGCUGAAAUUGCCAGACCCCUGCAUGAGGCUACAGCAGGGGGAAAUACACCCCUCCAGUGGACAGAGGCUUGCCAGCAGGCAUUCCAAACACUCAAGACUGCGCUCACCACAGCGCCAGCUUUAGCCCUGCCUGACUUAACUAAACCUUUCACCUUAUAUGUGGCAGAGAAAAACGGGGUGGCAAAAGGAGUGGUCACGCAACCUUUGGGGCCCUGGAAACGGCCUAUAGCUUAUCUGUCCAAAAGACUCGACACAGUGGCCAGAGGGUGGCCAUCGUGCUUAAGGAUGAUAGCCGCGGCUGCCACCUUAACUCGGGAAGCUGAUAAAUUGACUUUUGGCCAGGAUCUAACACUGAUUACUCCGCAUGCCAUUGAGCCCCUGUUGCACAGCUCGCCUAGUAGAUGGCUGUCCAAUGCUAGACUGUUGCAGUACCAGGGACUUUUAAUAGAACAGCCACGUAUUAAAUUUGCCACAACAUCUAAUCUAAAUCCUGCUAGUCUGCUCCCUGAGUCAGAUGACCAACUGCCCAUUCACGACUGCCUUGAGACUCUAGAGAAUUUGCGGGGAGGCCGUCCAGAUCUGACAGACCUGGCCCUGCCCCAGCCUGAGGCAACCUACUACACGGAUGGGUGCAGUUUCGUACGUGAAGGAGUACGAUAUGCCGGAGCAGCGAUAGUGGAUCAAAAUCAGCAGAUGGUAUGGGAACAGGGGCUACCUCAAGGGACAUCAGCUCAGAAGGCUGAACUGAUUGCUUUAACUAAGGCUCUGGAAUUAGGAAAAGGAAAAAGAAUAAAUAUUUUUACUGAUAGCCGUUAUGCUUUUGCUACUGCCCAUGUGCAUGGACAGAUUUACCAGAAUAGAGGGCUCUUAACAUCCAGUGGAAAAGAGAUUAAAAACAAAACUGAAAUACUGGCCCUAUUGCAAGCCAUCUGGCUGCCGAGGGAGGUUGCUAUCAUCCAUUGUCCAGGACAUCAAAGGAAUUCCAGUCCCGAAGCAAUCGGGAACAAUGCGGCUGACCGAGCAGCAAAGCAAGCCGCCCAAAAAUCAGUGGGGAAAGAACUGGUGCUGCUGCCUACGCCUGUGCUCCCAGAAAGACCCGAGUACACAGAAGAAGAAAUAACAGAAAUGAACAAGAACCACUGGACAAGAGGGAAGCACGGAUGGUGGACAACGAAAGAAGGGAAAGUUGUCUUGCCAGCAGCAAUAGCCGACACUUUGCUGAACGAGCUCCAUGCAGCCACACAUCUGGGAGACAAAAGAAUGAUGGCCCUCCUGCAGCCCCACUUUGUCAGCAGAGGACUAGCCCAGAAGGCCCGAGACAGGGUGAGACGAUGCCCCACCUGCCUCAAGGUAAACGCGAAUCGGGUAACAGGGCCCCCAGGGGUCCGAUAUAGAGGGCUGACUCCAGGAGAACAUUGGGAAUUGGACUUUACUGAAAUGAAAUUAGGCAUGUAUGGCUAUAAAUAUCUUCUAGUAUUUAUAGAUACAUUUUCAGGAUGGGUAGAAGCUUACCCCACUAAAAAGGAGACAGCUGAGGUAACAGUAAAGAAACUCUUGACUGAAAUAGUUCCUCGAUUUGGCCUGCCCUUAGCCCUGGGGUCCGACAAUGGCCCAGCCUUCACGGCUAAAGUUUCUAAACUAAUUAGCCGUAGUGUUGGAAUUGAAUGGAAAUUACAUUGUGCUUAUAGGCCUCAGAGUUCAGGACAGGUAGAAAGGGCUAACCGAACACUAAAGGAGAUUUUAACCAAAUUGAGCCUGGAGACUGAAUUAAAUUGGGUCGAGCUUCUCCCUUUCGCUCUGUUGCGUGUUCGAUGUACUCCCAAGCCUCCUCUGAACAUGACACCCUUCCAAAUCAUCUAUGGGCGUCCUCCUCCACUGGUUCCCCAUAUAGAUAUAGAAUUGAAAGAAAAAUUUUCCCAUCUGAGGCUGCUUAAGUCCCUGAGGGCUCUGCAUGAAAUACAGUCUCAGUUGCAAGAACGAGUCAGGGAGUCUGUGACGCUCCCAUCUGAGAAACUUCUACAGCCACUGCCCUAUAAGCCGGGAGAAUUGGUUUAUAUUCGCAGGUUCGAUUCCAAGACAUUAGAGCCACGAUGGAAGGGGCCUUUUCCAGUCAUCCUGUCUACCCCCUUGGCUGUGAAGGUCGCUGGACACCCGACGUGGAUACACCGAAGCCACCUCAAGCCCGGGACGAACGACAACCCAGAGACGCCCGAAAGAUGGAGAGUUAUCAGCAAGCCCAGAGAACUGAAAGUAAAACUUCAAUCAGCUGGACCUGCCUCAUCAUCAUCUGGGUGAUUUUCCCUGGGACU
Messenger RNA from Fukomys damarensis (Damara mole-rat), 3587 nucleotides. RefSeq lists its product as uncharacterized. Gene Ontology annotation, molecular function: RNA-DNA hybrid ribonuclease activity; aspartic-type endopeptidase activity; nucleic acid binding. Lineage: Eukaryota; Metazoa; Chordata; Mammalia; Rodentia; Bathyergidae. Gene Ontology annotation, biological process: DNA integration; proteolysis. The transcript has a single exon. The record is from RefSeq and is a predicted model, not a curated record.